Piliocolobus tephrosceles (Ugandan red Colobus) is the source of this 2265-nucleotide messenger RNA. It is a transcript of the gene MIS12, whose product is annotated as MIS12 kinetochore complex component. NCBI's taxonomy places the organism in Eukaryota, Metazoa, Chordata, Mammalia, Primates, Cercopithecidae. The coding region runs from base 351 to 968 and encodes 205 amino acids. Gene Ontology annotation, cellular component: MIS12/MIND type complex; nucleus; chromosome, centromeric region. Gene Ontology annotation, biological process: kinetochore assembly; mitotic sister chromatid segregation; mitotic cell cycle. The record is from RefSeq and is a predicted model, not a curated record. The transcript has 2 exons.
UCUCCCCAUCCUGGCUUCUCCACCAGCCAACGUCCGGGAAAAGCGAGUAAGUACAGGUUCCUUCUGCCAAUCCCCGCCGGCCACAGCUAACUUUCCCGCCCGGCCCCUUUCUGUCAUAAUUGAGGUGUCCCCAACCAGCCAAUCAGGAACGCGAGAGUAUCCCGCGUUUACUUUUGCUCGCCGAGGCGCGUAUCAGUCGGAAUUUUGGGGAGCCAACCGCGCCGUCUGUCCCUGGCAAGCCAGCGGCGGUUUAAAGGAGGUGGCGGGAAGCCUGUGUGUGCUCGAAUUCGUGACCCUCAUAGUCGCUCCGGUUUUUCACACCUGAAAAUAACAUAGCAAGGUAAGUCAAGAUGUCUGUGGAUCCAAUGACCUAUGAGGCCCAGUUCUUUGGCUUCACGCCACAAACGUGCAUGCUUCGGAUCUACAUUGCAUUUCAAGACUACCUAUUUGAAGUGAUGCAGGCCGUUGAACAGGUUAUUCUGAAGAAGCUGGAUGGCAUCCCAGACUGUGACAUUAGCCCAGUGCAGAUUCGCAAAUGCACAGAGAAGUUUCUUUGCUUCAUGAAAGGACAUUUUGAUAACCUUUUUAGCAAAAUGGAGCAACUAUUUUUGCAGCUGAUUUUACAUAUUCCCUCAAACAUCUUGCUUCCUGAAGAUAAAUGUAAGGAGACACCUUAUAGUGAGGAAGAUUUUCAGCAUCUCCAGAAAGAAAUUGAACAGUUACAGGAGAAGUACAAGACCGAAUUAGGUACUAAGCAGGCCCUUCUUGCAGAAUUAGAAGAGCAAAAAAUUGUUCAGGCCAAACUCAAACAGACGUUGACUUUCUUUGAUGAGCUUCAAAAUGUUGGCAGAGAUCAUGGGACUAGUGAUUUUAGGGAGAGUUUAGUGUCCCUGGUUCAGAACUCCAGAAAACUACAGAACAUUAGAGACAGUGUGGAAAAGGAAUCGAAACGACUGAAAAUAUCUUAAUUGCUCAGUAGUCAAAAGGAGGAGCCUGUCAAAAAGUAGAAUCAUAAGGAAUUUAUACCAAUGACUGUUCAAGCCAACCAUACUUUUUAUUAGAUUUGCUUUGUCAACUCUUUCUUGUAUUCUGUGUCUUCCUCUUUUUUGGUCCACUUUCCUGAGGUAUAUGUGUACUACUUUGAACUAGGCUGCAGCAUCUGUUCCUUAGAGUCUUCUAAUAAGUGGGAAGGGAUCAAACGAAGAAGCCAUGGCCAGUUAAAGAUAUUUGCAGAGUUAUACCUUGGUCAUAAGUCCUUUGUGACCUUGAUGAUUUUGACUCACUCUUUGGAUGAGACUAGAUGAGAAAAGGAUUAAAUGGGUGGCUCCUUUAGUAGUAGUAUUUUUGAGGCAAGGCCCCCUUCUAUCACCCAGGUUAUAGUAGAGUUCAGUGGCACAGUCUUGGCUCACUGCAACCUCUGUGUCCCGGGCUCAAGUGAUGCUCCUGCCUCAGCCUCCCAAGUAGCUAGGACCACAGGUGCGUGUCACCAUGCUUUGCUAAUUUUUUUGCAGAAACGAGGCCUCACUAUAUUGCCCAGGCUGAGUGGCUUUUUUAUUAACCAGUCAUUACACUGCGGGACAGCCAACAGAGAGUACUUGCUCUCACCCUGUAAAUUUUCUUACAUCAGGGAGUCAAUAUGUAGUGGAAAGAAGCAUGUAGCAAAAAUUUAAUAAAAAAGAAAUUGGUUUAUUUCCAAAAUAAAUCUCCUGACAAAAAUCCUGGUGAUGUUAAGCAAUUGACUGUCUUAGAGUCCGGCUGGAGAAGACCUUACACAAAAAAAGAGAACCCACUGUAACAGAGAAGGAAGCAUGUAGCAUACUCAGUAGUGAAAUUUAAUUUUACUGACUGUUAGGUAUCUAUGCCAAUUUAUUUUCAUACUUCAGUUGGUUUUGGAAUCUGCUUUAUACCUAAUAUAUAAUUAUUUAUUCAUACUUACAAGCAUCAAAUAUGUAAUUCCCUCAGUGGGAAAUUUGUGUUUAAACUCAAUGGAAUCUAAUGUUUCUUUAUGUCAUUAGUCCCUGUAAAAUGGUAGGUCACCCAAGGAAAGGGGAGAAAUAGCAAUGGCCGCUCCUAAGGUGUUGCUUGCCCUCCAUGUCUUCCUAAAGAGCAGAACUUGGAGUUUCUCCUUUAUGUAGAGAAUAAGUAACUUAGGGUGUAUUUGCAAUGAAAUAUUCAUAGAUACUGAAAGCUUGUGUUUACAUGAAAUAUGUUUAUUAUCAAGAAGUCUUUUUUCCAAUUCUGUACAUUAAAUAUAUGUGUUUUAAA